CAGAAAAAUACAGUACAACGUUACAUACAUGGCUUUCUCCAAAACCAAAACCCUAAAGUCAACGUUUCUUAUUUUGUGUCUCUUAGCCUCCUCCUUUUUGUAUCCAAUCAAAGCUCAUGGAGGAGGACACGACGACGAUGAUGAUUCACCUUCUUCCGACAACAUAAACAUACGUUCAAAGAGUUUAGUCCUAGUGAAAAUAUGGUGUUUGAUAAUCCUAUUUGUGUCCACUUUCUUAGGCGGUGUGUCUCCUUAUUAUCUCCGUUGGAACGAGGUUUUUCUUCUCCUGGGAACUCAGUUUGCCGGUGGUGUUUUUCUCGGAACAUCCAUGAUGCAUUUCUUGAGUGAUUCAAAUGAAACUUUUGGAGAUCUUACAACGAAAACUUACCCGUUCGCUUUCAUGUUGGCGUGUUGUGGUUAUCUUUUCACCAUGUUUGGUGAUUGUGUGGUGGUUUAUGUAACAAGUAAUAACCAGAGGGAAGCUAAAGUUGAGGAACUUGAAGGAGGGAGAACACCUCAGGAACAUGAAGAGACUAAUGAGUUGGCGAUGGAUUCGAGUAAUGUUGCGUUCAUGAAGACUUCGAAUGUGGGAGACACUAUUUUGCUUAUUCUUGCACUUUGUUUUCAUUCGGUGUUUGAAGGCAUCGCUGUUGGAAUUUCAGGUACUAAGGCAGAAGCAUGGAGGAAUUUAUGGACAAUAUCAUUACACAAGAUAUUUGCUGCCAUAGCAAUGGGAAUAGCAUUGCUUAGAAUGCUACCAAAAAGACCAUUAGUAACAACAGCAGCAUAUUCAUUUGCAUUUGCUAUCUCUAGCCCUAUUGGUAUAGGAAUUGGAAUUGCAAUCGAUGCAACAACAGAAGGAAGAACAGCAGAUUGGAUGUAUGCUAUAUCUAUGGGAAUUGCCUGUGGUGUUUUUGUCUAUGUUGCUAUCAAUCAUUUGAUAUCUAAAGGCUUCAAAACUCAGAGGAAGACUCAUUUUGAGUCUCCUUGGUUUAAGUUUCUUGCUGUGCUUUUUGGUGUUGCUGUAAUUGCAGUUGUCAUGAUUUGGGACUGAUGCUAUCAUCAUAAUCUUCCUGUUUUUCUAUGAUUGUCCAUUGUUUGUUUCUCCAUAUUAUGUAUAUGUGUGUACUUGUGCAAUAUAAAUGUUCUAUAUUUGCAAAAGCCAAUGUUUAUUGGAACUUUCAUGUAAAAUAAAUCCAGUCGUUUCAUGUUAUAAAUACAUUUAGUAUCUGAAGAUUUAUAAUUGUUACUUGAAACAAUAGUUAAAUUGAGUUUUUUUUUAGAAAGAGUUAU
Lathyrus oleraceus (garden pea) is the source of this 1293-nucleotide messenger RNA. RefSeq names its product zinc transporter 11. The record is from RefSeq and is a predicted model, not a curated record. Gene Ontology annotation, molecular function: zinc ion transmembrane transporter activity. Lineage: Eukaryota; Viridiplantae; Streptophyta; Magnoliopsida; Fabales; Fabaceae. The transcript has 2 exons. The coding region runs from base 29 to 1054 and encodes 341 amino acids. Gene Ontology annotation, biological process: zinc ion transmembrane transport. Gene Ontology annotation, cellular component: membrane.